Messenger RNA from Aspergillus uvarum CBS 121591, 1362 nucleotides. Its product is annotated as pectin lyase-like protein. Bases 1 to 1362 code for a protein of 453 amino acids. The transcript is spliced from 4 exons. NCBI's taxonomy places the organism in Eukaryota, Fungi, Ascomycota, Eurotiomycetes, Eurotiales, Aspergillaceae. The record is from RefSeq and is a predicted model, not a curated record. Gene Ontology annotation, molecular function: polygalacturonase activity. Gene Ontology annotation, biological process: carbohydrate metabolic process.
AUGUUGACAUUCCUACUCUUCUCCCUCCCGGCCGCCGCGCAGCUGUCUGGCGCCGUCGGCCCGACGACUUCUUAUGCCUCCAAGGCGGCCAACAAGGUCUGCAAUAUCGUCGACUACGGUGGCUUUCCCGAUAAUGGCACAGAUAUCGGCCCCGCUCUCUCAGCUGCUUGGGGUGACUGCGCCAAGGGCGGACUGGUUUAUAUCCCACCCGGCAACUUCUCCAUGGCGACGUUUCCAGCGCUAAAGGAUGGUGUCUCGUCGGCCGUGCAACUCGACGGGGUGGUUCUUCGCACCGGGGCUGAGGGCAGCACGAUGUUUUCCUUCCGCGGUUGCACAGACUUUGAAUUUUUCUCGGGCAACUCCCGCGGUGCUAUCCAGGGCUACGGCACCGAGUACUUGUCGCAAGGUGAGUACGGCCCACGUCUCAUGCGCUUCCACGACAUGAGCAACUUCUCCGUGCAUGGUCUCGCGCUGGUCGACUCGCCUGCGUACUACCUCACCCUGGACACGGUCAGCAAUGGCGAAAUCUACAACAUCAUCAUGCGCGGGCCUACCGUCCUUGGGGGUACCGAUGCGAUUGACGUCUGGGGAGACAACGUAUGGAUCCACGACAUCGAGGCAACCAACGGUGAUGAGUGCGUGACGGUCAAGAACCCUGCAUCCAACCUCUUGAUUGAGAGCAUUUACUGCAAUCUCAGCGGUGGAAUGUCGAUCGGCUCGCUCGGCACGGGGACUGACAUCCGUGACAUCUACUAUCGACAUAUUUAUGCAAACGAUGCGGAACCAUGCUUUAUCAAAUACAAUGGGGGCAACGGCACGGUCAGAAACAUCGCCUGGGACACGGUCACGGUCCGCGGCGGCGCUUAUCCGCUGUCGAUUGACUCCAGCUGGGGAGCGGCAAAUGACGGAGAUGGAGUGGAAAUCACCAACCUCACCUUCAAGAACUGGCAUGGGUACAAGUCGGACAAUGCACGUCCGGCUAUUCGACUCCAGUGCGCAUCCGAGGUGCCCUGCACGGAUAUCAAUCUGGAGAAUGUGAACAUGUCCAGCGAGGAUGACUACGUCUACUACGCUUGCGAGAAUGCCUAUGGAAAUGGGGCAUGCUUGGAAACGGCCUCAACCGCUGCCGCGACUGGUUAUACCGCACAUCAGACGGUGUCAUCUAUCGGAGUGUAUACCACUACCUGGAUGGUCGAAGAUAUUACCACGGCGAUGCUGGCCAAUACCUCCUAUACUAUCCCCCCUAUGCCAACAAGCUUCUAUCCGGGCCAAUCUCCAUACUCCGCUCUUCUACACCUGAGCGGACCUGGUGGUCUGGGUGCAGCAAGCUCUUCGGUCAAUUCCCAGCAUCAACGGCGUUAA